Molecule: messenger RNA, 486 nt
Organism: Solanum dulcamara
Lineage: Eukaryota; Viridiplantae; Streptophyta; Magnoliopsida; Solanales; Solanaceae
Product: nuclear transcription factor Y subunit B-4-like
Exons: 1
Coding region: 61-486 (141 amino acids)
Biological process (GO): regulation of transcription by RNA polymerase II
Cellular component (GO): nucleus; CCAAT-binding factor complex
Molecular function (GO): protein heterodimerization activity; RNA polymerase II cis-regulatory region sequence-specific DNA binding; DNA-binding transcription activator activity, RNA polymerase II-specific
Source: RefSeq, a predicted model, not a curated record
CCAUGUACAUUACAUCUCAACAAAAAUCCACAACUAAUUUUCACCAUUUUUAAUUAAGAUAUGGAGGAUGACCAUAUGAAAUUGGUUCCAAUAGCCAAUGUGGGAAGGAUCAUGAAACAAAUAUUGCCACCAACAGCCAAAAUCUCCAAGGAAGCUAAGGAGAGAAUGCAAAAAUGUGCAUCAGAAUUUAUAAGUUUUGUAACAGGUGAAGCAUCUGACAAGUGUCACAAGGAGAAUCGUCGGACGGUUAAUGGAGAUGACAUCUGUUGGGCUCUCAAUUCAUUGGGUUUUGACGACUAUGCAGAGGUUAUGUUGAGGUACUUGUAUAAGUUGAGGGACUUUGAAAAACUUAGAGCCAAUCAAAACAAAGUAUUAGGUUUAAAUGACGAUGAAGAUAAUACGGAUGAUGAAGAACCUCCAAGUGCUACUACUUCUCCAGUACCAUUAGAGUUUAAUAUACUGGAAAGGGGGCAACGCUUCAAUUGA